AUGGCGAUAUGGCUUGAAGUACCAGCGCUAUCGCCACGUCACAAGAUAGUUUUUUCUAUUGGCAUUGGACUUGGUUACGUCAUUGUUGGGAUGGUUGUGUCGGAGCUUUGGGGCUUUCCAGUCCCGUUUUACAGCAAUACCGUGAGUGUGGUAGUGCCACUGGUGUUUGCGGUUUCUCUGCGGGUGACCAUUGGACCUCGAGCGUUUCGAACGAUUCUCUCACGAAAAGAGCAAUGGCGUCGAUCAUCUCGGAUUUCGAUGCUUCAGGGCUUCAUGUACGCCAUUUAUCCAGUAUAUGAAGUGCUCUUUGGUCGUACAAAGAACACCCCCUACGAACUUCCUGUGAUUCUGCUACUUCCGGUGCUGAAACUCCUGAUGAAGUUCGUCUUUGCGGCAUCUGCGACCUACAAGGAAGAAAUCGUACCGUCCCAAGUGGUAUUCACUGUCGAUUUCUACAACGCGUUUUACGUUGCUACCUUUUUGAACAGUCUGUCGACGAUAUCACUGGUAGCGAUAAUGGGGGUUGAUCUGCUACAAACGGGGCUCGAGGUGCAAGAGAUUCACGCCAAAAUGCAACGCGUCCUCGCCGGUCUUGCUCAAACCAACAGUGGCCAAAUUUCUGGACACCGGGGGGAUCUCCUUGAGAAAAUACGAAACCUUUGCCUUUCCCUAUCUGCGCUAGAAUCCUUCCAGACUGCCAAUCAAGUCCUUUCGUGUAAACCCCAUAAAUUAACUCCCGAAGGAGCCGCUCUACUCGAAACGCUCGAGCGAAAAGCGGUCGUUAAAGCUGCUUCUCGUCGAUUCAGCGAUAUGUCGAGCUGCUCAACAUUGGGCCCAAUACGAAUGAUUGGCACAUUGCGGAGUGCUCUCAUCAAUCCCUUGGGUCAGGUUCUCGAACCGAAGCCGGCAAUCGCCUGGCCGCAAAGAACAAACAGCCACUCGUAG
Phytophthora sojae is the source of this 945-nucleotide messenger RNA. RefSeq lists its product as hypothetical. The record is from RefSeq and is a predicted model, not a curated record. The transcript has a single exon. NCBI's taxonomy places the organism in Eukaryota, Oomycota, Peronosporomycetes, Peronosporales, Peronosporaceae. Bases 1 to 945 code for a protein of 314 amino acids.